AUGGCGAUGUCUGCAGAGAGCACCGGUGCGCAGAGCGGCGCGUGUGAAAAGCGCCACUGCAGCGCACCGAAUCGUAACGGUUAUGUGAAAACAUGUGUCGUCCCACAGCGCCGUGACCGAGGCUAUGGAGCGUGGGUGAAGCAAAUGUUUACAAAACUCUGGAGCUCCCAGAGCGUCCGGAGCGCGCUGUGUGUGGGGUCGCUCUCUGUUGUUUCCGCCUUGCUGCUAAGAUGUGCAGAGUGGAGAGCUGAGUCCAGCAGCAGCAGCAGCAGCAGCAGCGGCAGCAGCAGCGCGCUCCCGCUCCCCUCGUUCCCCCUUCACUCAGGCUGCGCCGCCGAGCUGCUCCAAACUUGCUGGAGUGUGUUUUCUCCGCUGUUCACACUCGUUUGUGCCUUCUUUUGGCUCGGUGUAUACUUGAUCCACUGCGGGGUUCUGGUCCAGACCGCCCUCUCCCUGCUGACCUUGUGCCACCUGGGUGAAGUCGCCGCGUGCUCUCUCCUGGACGGGACGGAUGCGCAGCUGUUUUCAGUCACCACCGCGGCCGCGCUCGUGCUGAUCUGCGUGGCCGCCUGCGCACUCAUGGUAGUGCGAAUGAACCAGGGCAUCUCGGUGAUCGUUUUCAUCAACUUGAUCCGGACCUUGUCUCUCCUUUCGCUGCACAAAGUGCGGGCCUCUUGGAGACCGUACGCAGCCUACCUGGUUGGAGUGCUGGGCAUCCUGCUGGCGAGGUAUGCCGACAAGCUGCUUCCCAAACAAGGGACGCACAAGGAGGGCUGCACCCCCGUGACUGGAGCCAGGGAAGAGAUUCCUGUAUUUAAAAGGCGCAGGAGGUCCAGUUCGGUUAUAGCCUCAGACAUGGCACACAGUCACUCCAACAGUAAGCCGCACCGGCGGACCUCUCUGCCAUGCAUCCAGAGGGACCAGGCACACUCCAUGAUGUUGAGAUCAGGGCUCUUUGGCGGCCAGACCCUCACUUCCAGGAUGAAGAUGUUUCUGGAUGACUUUGGCUGGAUGCUCGGGAUGCUUUCUCGCUCAGACUGGGAACACAAGAGAGGCCCCCGAGGAUCACAGUCAUCAGGCACGACCGUCAUGGUGGACAUAGCAGUGAUGGGAGAGGCCCAUGGACUGAUCACAGACCUGCUUGCUGACCCUUCGUUACCAGCUCACACCUGCACAUCCUUGCGGGCUGUUAGCAGCCUGCUAACCACCCAGCUCACGUUCCAGCCACUGCACCGACCACGCCCUGCUCCUCUGCUCAACCCCAGCGAUGCUUACACCUGCUCUGACUCAGAGGAGGGACCUGAGAAGGGAGAGAAGACAUCCAUACACAAGCGUCUGAGGCGGAGUCUCCAUCAUCUGAGGAGGAUUUCUUCCACGUGGACAACCACCACCUCCGCCACAGGACUACCCACCAUCGAGCCUGGGCCGGUUCGGAGGGAUCGCAGCGCCAGCAUCAAACCCUACCAUGAAACACUCACCUGCAGCUGUGGGAGACCUUACAUCAGACUGAGUCACGGUGAGGGCUCUAUAGAUAAGGGAGACAGAAUACCACGAUCAGCAGAGGACCAUGUGGUUGUGUCAUCAGACUAUGACAGCACCCAUGAAGCCAACCACAGCGACAGCAGUGAUGUAGCACACACAGAGGAGGACAUAGCCAAUGGGAAGAACCCCUCCCAGAAUGUCAUCCUUCAUGCACUGAUGUCUCCUGAGGACAAACCAAUUGUGGCACCAGAACCGUUAAUAAUGGAGGACUUGGAGCCUUUGAUGUGUCAGCUAAACAAUUGGAACUUCCCGAUUUUCAACUUGAUGGAGAAAACAAGUGGGAAAUGCGGAAGGAUCCUCAGUCAGGUGUCUUACAGGCUUUUUGAAGACACUGGCUUGUUUGAGACUUUUAAGAUCCCUGUGAAAGAGUUCAUGAACUACUUCCAUGCCCUGGAGAACGGAUACAGAGACAUACCAUAUCACAACAGAAUCCAUGCCACAGAUGUUCUCCAUGCCGUCUGGUACCUCACCACGCAGCCUGUUCCUGGUUUACCUAGCCUCAUCACGGAUCACGGUUCUGCCAGUGACUCAGACUCUGACAGCGGGAUCACUCACAGUCAUAUGGGCUUCCUAGUUUCAAAGACCUACACUGUGUCAGAGGACGGGUACGGCUGCUUGUCAGGCCUCAUACCUGCUCUGGAGCUCAUGGCUCUUUACGUGGCUGCUGCCAUGCACGACUACGAUCACCCAGGGAGGACCAAUGCUUUCCUUGUGGCCACCAGUGCCCCUCAGGCGGUGCUCUACAAUGACCGCUCGGUUCUGGAAAACCACCACGCUGCCUCGGCCUGGAACCUCUUCAUGUCUCACCCAGAAUACAAUUUCCUCGUCAACUUGGAUCAUGUGGAGUUUAAACGCUUUCGUUUCCUGGUUAUUGAGGCCAUACUGGCCACUGAUCUAAAGAAGCACUUUGACUUUCUGGCUGAGUUCAAUGCUAAGGUGGGUGAUGAUCCUUCGACAGGUAUCGACUGGUCCAAUGAGAAUGACAGGUUGCUGGUGUGCCAGAUGUGUAUUAAACUGGCUGAUAUCAACGGGCCUCUAAAGUGUAAGGAUCUCCAUCUGCAGUGGACAGAGGGCAUCGUCAAUGAGUUCUAUGAACAAGGCGAUGAGGAGUCCAGCCUGGGGCUUCCUGUCAGUCCCUUCAUGGAUCGGGCAGCACCGCAGCUGGCCAAACUUCAGGAGUCGUUCAUCACACACAUCGUUGGACCGCUAUGUAACUCCUACGACUCGGCCAGCCUCGUGCCCGGACGAUGGGUGGAGCCAGACCCAGAAGAGGAGGAGCACGAGAAUGUGGAGAGUGAGGAGGGAGAGGACGAUGAAUCCACCUGUUCUGAAGCUUCACAGAAAGCAGCACCCAAAAAAAGGAGAAGAGUGUUUUGUCACAUCACUCAGCAUCUGGUGGAGAACCAUGAGAUGUGGAAGAAGGUGAUCGAAGAGGAAAACAAGAAAAACGACCAAGCAGCAGAGUCAGUCCAUUUAAACAAUGUAGCAGAGCCAAUCCUGGCUAUUGAUGAGGAAGAGGAGGAAUCAGGAAGCAGAGAGGAGCAGGUGGAAGGAGAGCAUCCUGAGGAGGAAGUGGAGGACCCAGACUGGUGUCAGAGAGAAGACUGCAAACCUGCAGGAGAGCUAGAGGACAGGGACCCACAAUAAAACUCCUCUCUUCCUCCUUCACCACCCCGUCCCUCCUUUAAUGAAAGAUAUGGAACCAAUCAGGACUAGGAUGUAAACAAUUACUCCUGUUUCCUUUCUUUUCCAAUUAACAGACACCUUUCUCUGCCAGCACAUUAUUUAGACACAACACUGUAGAUGUUUGGGGAAUGUGUGCCUACACAGAGAAAAACAAACAGGGUGGGACAUUUUGUGCUUUAAAUAUUUAAUCUAAGCGCGGUUUCACCAAACACUUUAAAUGGGCCUUUUCACAUUGCAAUAAAGGAUUAUUCAAGGACUUUGAGAUUCAGACAGUUUUGCUUCUGUCAGACAUCGAAGACAAGCAGUUGCACAGGUCUCAUCCCAGCAUGUUAACACAGGACUGCAGAAAUCUGCAGCCAGUUUAAACAUUAUGGUUUCCUGAAUGCGAUCAUUUAUAUAAACCUCACCAUUUCUGGUGUUUGUGUUGCAACGUUGACCUCUUUUUCCAGGUCUAAACUGUGCUACACUGUUUUGUUUUUCUACACAUAAACUCUAAAGGGAGUAAAUCAAACAAGGAACAUCUUCUGACAAAAUUGUGUCCUAACAUUUGGGUCUUUAGCAUGCAAAAUCUCAUUUUAAUGCAUAAUGUAUCUUGUGUUUGUUGCCAAAAGACAUGCUUAAAGCUUAUUCACAUGGAGAUGUCGUGCAGAGACCGCAGGCUCAGUUUGUGUUUCUGCACGUUUUAUUAUGUGUGAUCAAAGACACAAUUCUCUUCCAGGAGCCAUACAUUAAUUUUUACAUAUUAUUUGCUUUUGCGAUAACAGUAAACCCAAGUUAAACAGCUCAUACGUGAGAUGAACACUUGCAGGCUAAUAAUUGAAAAUAAUGAUAAUAAAAUAAAGAACCAAAAGUUAUAGUCCACUCAAGAAAAUUUGAUUUUCAACCAUAAAAGACAAACUGAACAUUUUUAAAUAAAGGAUAUGUGAUGUUUUACACUUUGAACUAGUUGAUCACGUUCUAAAAGUGUAUGGAGACGUGUCAUUGACCUAAUUCAAUAAAAGUUUAUAUUUUUUGCGUAGGAAAUGAGAGCUUCAGAAUCGUUUCUUAUUUGUUUUUGCCAGUGAUGAUAUCUGUCUGUUACCUAGCCUGUGAAGUUGGACUCAGACUUCUGUGUUUGGAACUAAUUUUGCUUUUUGUCAUCCAAUAACAGCAAACAAAUAUCGACCUUUACCCUCAGGAAAACCAGAGGUUUGUGAGAGCAAUUGGGGAACCUUUUGAUGAUGUGGAUGAAACACACAAAUCAACACUUUUCUGAGAUCUUUGCAGGGAGUCUUAACGAUUCUUCAAACACCUCAGGGACACAUUCAUUCCCUUGCAGCUGACAUAAUGGUCAAAACUCACAGGCAACAUUUAAUAGAAAAGGAAAAACGGAAUAGAGGAUUUUGUGUUAAAUUGGCAAAAUUGACCAAGGAAUAUAACACAUGCAUGUUUUUAAUUGGAAUAGUUUGAAGCCACUUUAUGACUAACCUUUCAGAGACUAGCUGUUUGCUCAUCUAUCUGAUCAGAUCCAAAUGUGUAACCGUCCUUAAUCUUCCCACAAAUCCAUUUGCAAAGAUGUGAAUCACCUCUUUUUAUGGAUUGUUUUCUGCUGUGUUAUUUUAAAAGUAUCUUCAGCAAUAUUAUUUUCAGAAAUUCUUUCUUCAAAAGCCACAACUGCUAUGAAUGGGUGUGUGAGGAUGGGCAUGGAAAGUAAGCCAUUGUGAAGAGAUGCAGGACUCAAAACAUUUUAAAUUUUCUUCUCCAUGCAGAUCAAAAUGUAACAUAACUGUGUUGAGGGGAAGAACAGCAGACAGAAAUCAUGUCCUACGUAAAAAACUAUCAAAAUUUUCUCCUGUAAGUUGACUUUAUAAAAAAAAACCUCAGAAAUAGUAAUACCAUGCCAUAGGUCAGCAUGUGUGUAUGAUCCAGAGCUAGAGGAGUGGUGUGUGUGUGUGUGUGUGUGUGUGUGUGUGUGUGUGUGUGUUCAAACAUACUUCCUCCUCACACAAUGGUCCCAUAGUUGCACUGAAUAAAGCGAUAUGUCCACAAUAGCUUAUUUGCUGCUGCCCUGGCUCUGCUACUGUGUGUGUGUGUGUGUUAGAUGGGAAGGAGGCCACACACAAGCUCAGUAAAUGUCUGAUCUACUGACUCUGAAUCACACACACACACACACACACACACACACACACACACACACACACACACACACAAACCUUCUGUUGGAAUCUAUUAAAUCACUCAGUAUUUGCCUCAUGCUUUGCAUCUAAUUAUCAGCAAGCAUUUUUGUGUCUCUUUCAUCUGUUUAACUCAAUGAUUUUUAAACGUCAAUGCAGUCACGCCUUUCAUUUAACUUUCAUAAAAAUCUGAUUUUGUUACAAGACUAUUCAGGAUAACACACUGGCAUGAGGGAGGGCUUUCCUCGUUUCCAAUCCAAGCUUCCAGGCUGUGUAAUUAUAUAACUGCAUCAGAAAAAACAAAACACUUCAGAGCUCCAUCUUUGUUAAUGUAUCACAUAAAGUGUCUGUGUGUGUGUGUGUGUGUGUGUGUGUGUGUGUGUGUGUGUGUGUGUGUGUGUGUGUGUGUGUGUGUGUGUGUGUGUGUGUGUGUGUGUGUGUGUGUGUGUGUGUGUGUGUGUGUGUGUGUGUGUGUGUGUUAGAGAGGAAGCAUGUUUGAAUCUUCCAGUCUUCUAAUGCGACUGUCCUGCUUAGUUAUCUUUGGGGAGGAGGAGGACGGUGCUGUGAUGAAGGUCAGCGAGAUGCAGUCAGUAGUUUGAUAAUUCUUCUCACACGCUCAGCUGAAGUUGUUAUUCUCCUUUUGCUCCUGGUGAUCCUCUUUGAUCUGCUCGCUGUAAAAAGAAGCAUUCAGAUUCUGUCAACAGUGUUAAUUUGUUUAUGACCACACUUUUAAAAUAUUUUUGGAGUGAAUAUUGUACACACCAUUCCUACAAAAAUGCAUUUGUUUUGAAUCAGCAUUUGAGCUGAUAUGUGUACAUCUAUUAUUUUAGAUUGCUAUAAUUUUGUUAUUGUAAUCCUAUCAUUCCUGCAUGUAAGAUAACGGUAACCGCGGGAACCAAACACGCUUUACCAUUAUGUAAACAAAAUGAGAUGAGUAUUUUUAUAAAUGGUUGACUUAUGAUUAUACCUUUAUUCACCACACACAUACAGGUACUAAAGGAGGGAUUUGUCUAAACUCAUAGUAUUUGUGACAGUACAUUAAAUUCCUGCAGGGGUCGAUUUUGUACAAUAUACAUAAAUGCUGUACAGUAAAGACAUUUUAAAAUAACAAACAAUUCUUUUAGAUAUGCAUUAUUUAUUUUUACCAUUUUGUAAUUUAGACACUAUACUGUAGCUUCAAUAUUGCCGGACUUACUGGAAGUGCCUAUAUUGGUAUUAUGUAUCAUACAGUGAAUAUAUUUGAAGAUCAUAGACAAUGUCACAAACUGAACUAUGUGGAUGUUGUAAUGUGAAUACAUUGAGUUACCAAAUUACA
Messenger RNA from Nothobranchius furzeri (turquoise killifish), 6696 nucleotides. Its product is annotated as cGMP-inhibited 3',5'-cyclic phosphodiesterase 3A. Gene Ontology annotation, cellular component: cytosol. Gene Ontology annotation, biological process: positive regulation of oocyte development; oocyte maturation. NCBI's taxonomy places the organism in Eukaryota, Metazoa, Chordata, Actinopteri, Cyprinodontiformes, Nothobranchiidae. The record is from RefSeq and is a predicted model, not a curated record. Gene Ontology annotation, molecular function: calmodulin-activated 3',5'-cyclic-GMP phosphodiesterase activity.